This is a messenger RNA of Capsicum annuum, 2769 nucleotides long. Its product is annotated as AP2-like ethylene-responsive transcription factor AIL6. The transcript has 9 exons. The coding region runs from base 240 to 1790 and encodes 516 amino acids. Lineage: Eukaryota; Viridiplantae; Streptophyta; Magnoliopsida; Solanales; Solanaceae. Gene Ontology annotation, biological process: regulation of DNA-templated transcription. The record is from RefSeq and is a predicted model, not a curated record. Gene Ontology annotation, molecular function: DNA-binding transcription factor activity; DNA binding.
UUUCAUAUAUUUUUGUCCUUAACCAAAAAUUCAUUUCUACUUCAAAUCUACAUUCUACUAUUACCUUUAAUUUCCUCUUUAUUUUGCAUGCUUUUUCACUCUUUUGAAUCUUUUCCCAACCCCCUUUUGUUCUCAUUAGUCAAAGAAGAAGUAAAAUGUGUUUACACAUAAUCCAAAAUAGUUCAACUUUUUGAUCUGUAUUUUUGUUGGUUUUCUUAGAGAAGAAAAGUUCAAUAAAUAUGGCUCCAGAAAGUAAUGCAAACUGGUUAUCAUUUUCUUUGUCUUCAAUGGAAAUGUUGAACAACUCUUCUUCUUCUGUUCAUCAUGAAUCUUCUAUGCUUCAAUCUAAUGACCCUUCUUCUUCUGCUGCUGAUAAUCAUCAAUACUAUUUUGCUGAUAACCUUUUCCCUCAUGGUUGGAUGAACCCCAAAAGUCAUCAGGUUAUGUAUUCAGAAAAUGAAAAACAAUUUUUUCAUCAAGGUUUAUUUUUGGAUAAUAAUCCACAAAUAAUCCAGCACCACCAGCAACCACCGCCGAAGCUUGAAGAUUUCUUCGGUGGUGAGAGUGAUACGAGUCCGACUCAGGACUCGUCUUCAUUGACUCACAUCUACCACCAUCACAACCAUGGUGGCCACAUGGCCACCUGUGAUGGUGGAUAUUUCAAUAAUGGUCAGCAAGAUGUCAAUGUUACUACGGCGGUGGCAAUGGUUGGUGGCUUUCAGAGUUUUCCGACUAACUCAGAUUCGGAAGUUGAUGACCCACAGGUUAUGGGUACAGAGUCAAGUAACGAGUUGGGGUAUACAGCUAGUAUUAAUGGUGGUUUGUCUUUGGGUGUUAAUAAUACAAAUUGUACAAAUAGCUUGGAUACGGCAAUAGUUACUGCAGUUGAUUCUGAGAGUUGUAAGAAAAUUACUGAUACUUUUGGUCAAAGAACUUCCAUUUACAGAGGUGUAACCAGACAUAGAUGGACAGGAAGAUAUGAAGCACAUCUAUGGGAUAACAGCUGUAAAAGAGAGGGCCAAGCAAGAAAAGGCCGUCAAGUUUACUUAGGUGGAUAUGACAAGGAGGACAAAGCAGCAAGAUCUUAUGACUUGGCAGCUCUAAAAUAUUGGGGUGCAACAGCCACAACCAAUUUCCCUGCUUCCAAUUAUACCAAAGAAAUAGAGGAAAUGAAGCACAUGACGAAGCAAGAAUUCAUCGCCUCCCUAAGAAGGAAAAGUAGUGGUUUCUCCAGAGGAGCUUCUAUAUAUCGCGGUGUGACAAGGCAUCAUCAACAAGGUCGAUGGCAAGCAAGAAUCGGUCGGGUUGCAGGAAACAAGGAUCUGUACUUGGGAACAUUCGCUACAGAGGAGGAAGCAGCAGAAGCAUAUGACAUCGCAGCAAUUAAAUUCAGGGGGUUGAAUGCGGUGACAAAUUUCGAGAUGAACCGGUAUGACGUUGAGGCCAUCAUGAAAAGUUCACUGCCGAUAGGCGGUGCAGCAAAGCGCUUGAAGAUCUCCCUUGAAUCGGAGCAGAAACCAUCGUUGAAUGAUAACUACCAGCAGACUCCACACAACAAUGUCAACAACAACCAUAGUAUCAAUUUUGGGGCGAUUUCCCCUGUAUCUGCUAUCCCCUGUGGACUGCCUGGACUGCCUUUCGACACGAAUCAACCUUUUUACCAUCACAGCUUCUUCCCACACCUCCAGUACUCGAGGAACGAUGUUGGUGCUUCUGAUCAUACUUCCGGUACAAUGCCAUUGCUUCCAUCACCCGCGGAGAUCUUUAUCUGGCCUCAUCAAUCCUAUUAGAUAGUGCGUUUAGCGUGCACUGCAAUGCGUUUAGGCUCAUUAAAAAUUAACCCCUUUGCGUUUAGAUGACCUUAUUUCUGACUUGCAAAAAUGUGUUAGCGUUGGCUAUUAAAUUAACAACUAUGUAGAAGGUGAAAAUAUUGUAAAAUAUCUUUUCUUCAACAGUUGCAGGAGUAGAUGCAUGUUGAUUAGGUACUUAGGAUUUGGGGGGUUUAUAAUUACUGCAAUCUCUGUGGGGGAAAAUUUUGGUUGUCUUGCAUCCUCAUAUUAUAGAGUUGCUAUUAGUACAACAUAUUAUUUGUUGAUGUUUGCGACAUCUUAUUUUUUCUACUAUAUAGAAUGAUACGAGCCAAAUGGCCAACUUAGCUUUUGAUGAUAGAGACUCAAGACUUGAUCACCUCGAGUAUACAAGAACAAUCAUGGAGGAUCGGUUUUGAGCAUGCCAUUAAGCAAGGCUGUGUUUGGAAGAUUGUUUGGAGUAUUAAAGACUUGAGGACUCACGGUUUUGGAUCACACUUAAUAGCUCACGGUUUUUGGAGCAUUGAAGAGCCUGAAAAUACUCUAAAAUCGCCACUCUACUUAAAGGUGUUUUGGUCAUUUUGUGCCUUUUUCUUACACUCCAUAGGAGCUCCUUUCAUUAAGGGCAUUAGGGUCAUUUUGUCUUCAUUUUGUAAUAACUAUAAAGCCUCUUUGGGUUAAUUUCAUAUUUGGUUGUUUGUUGAUGGAAGACUUUGAAACAUUGUAACACCUAAUUCUCUCUAGGUUUUGAAAGUGAAACACCUUAGUUGUAGGGUUUAGAAAAGUCAAUCGAAAUGAGGGCUAAUUCAAGUGUGGAUUCACUUGAGUUGCAACUUGGCUUGAAAUAUUGGUGCUUGAGGAGGUAACGUCCCUUUUGUGUUACCGUAAGAGUUUUAGUGAUUGUUUAUGUAGGUGUUAGAGGUCCUUAGAUUUGAUACAUCUUACUGUUUCUAGUGUUUAU